AUGGAUUCGCCUGGAUCGGAGCUACAAGUACACAAGGCUGCUUUCUUCUUCCGUUUGGAGCGUGAGCUGGAGAAAAUUAAUGCUUUCUAUCUGCAGAAAGAGUCGGAACUCCGGUCACGUCUUACUACUCUGAUCACGAAGAAGCGCCAUCUCGUAGCCCUAGCGAGUCGUCAUGUCGGCGGGCCAGCUAGGGCGAUGCGCCUGAAUCGCGACACACCAUCCCUUGUCGCCCUUCUCGAAGGAUUCCGAUAUUUUGAAAAAGACCUGUCGAAGCUCCAGGUACGACGCACAUGA
This is a messenger RNA of Malassezia globosa CBS 7966, 294 nucleotides long. RefSeq lists its product as uncharacterized. The record is from RefSeq and is a predicted model, not a curated record. Bases 1 to 294 code for a protein of 97 amino acids. The transcript has a single exon. NCBI's taxonomy places the organism in Eukaryota, Fungi, Basidiomycota, Malasseziomycetes, Malasseziales, Malasseziaceae.